AUGAUUCCCAUGGAGACCUUCAGUGAAGAACAGCUUCUACAGCCCAACUGCCUCUACCUUCAGUUGUUUUUCAUCAUGGAAUUGACCAAAAUGUCAGACAUGACAAAGCUUCAUCAAGCUGUGGCUGCAGGGGACUACAAGUUAGUGAAAAAGAUUUUGAAGAAAGGUCUUUGUGACCCAAACUAUAAGGAUGUGGACUGGAAUGACCGAACCCCACUUCACUGGGCUGCAAUCAAAGGUCAUAUGGAGGGGAUGCAACUCCUCAUAGAAUACGGAGCCAGGCCCUGCUUGGUAACUGAUGUGGGCUGGACCCCAGCUCAUUUUGCAGCUGAGUCAGGCCAUCUGAAUGUGCUCAAAAUUCUCCAUGCUUUGCACGCCGCCAUUGACGCCCCUGACUUCUUCGGAGACACACCAAAAAGGAUUGCACAGAUCUACGGGCAGAAAGCUUGUGUGGCUUUCCUGGAGAAGGCCGAGCCUGAGUGCCGGGACCACCGUUGCAGGGCCAGGCAGAAGGGGCUGCCACUGGAUCAAUGGGAUGAAGACUGGGAUGCCAAGAAAAGGGAGAUGGAGCUGUCUCUUCCUUCUUCGAAUCAAAACAGUACUAAGAAAAAGAAUAAGAAAAGGGAGAAUACCAGUGCCUAUGCCACAGUAUUGCGUGGACUAAAUAAGCUAAUGUAUGUCAAGCAUUUAGUACAAUGCCCUUCACAUGGUAAUGUUAUUGAAUGUCAGUUGUGGUGGUGGUUAUUAUUUUCACAGCCUUCAUUGUCCCAGAUAGGUAACAACGAAGAAUGGCUUGCUAGUGAGCAUUAG
This is a messenger RNA of Pteropus alecto (black flying fox), 810 nucleotides long. RefSeq names its product ankyrin repeat domain 66 (gene ANKRD66). Gene Ontology annotation, molecular function: protein binding. The transcript is spliced from 5 exons. Lineage: Eukaryota; Metazoa; Chordata; Mammalia; Chiroptera; Pteropodidae. Bases 1 to 810 code for a protein of 269 amino acids. The record is from RefSeq and is a predicted model, not a curated record.